This is a messenger RNA of Cyanistes caeruleus (blue tit), 1560 nucleotides long. It is a transcript of the gene POPDC2, whose product is annotated as popeye domain cAMP effector 2. The record is from RefSeq and is a predicted model, not a curated record. Lineage: Eukaryota; Metazoa; Chordata; Aves; Passeriformes; Paridae. Gene Ontology annotation, biological process: striated muscle cell differentiation; skeletal muscle tissue development; heart development. Gene Ontology annotation, cellular component: sarcolemma. Gene Ontology annotation, molecular function: cAMP binding.
AGCGCUGCUGUGGGACCAGACGGUGCUCAAGAGGAAGAGGAGGAACAGCUACCCAGCAGCUCUGGUUUCCAACCUCUGCAGGACCCUUUGUGUAUGACAAUUCAUUUUGAGCGCAGGACGGCUGGGGAGGGUGGGGAGUGGGGAAGGAUGAGCGCAAACAGCCCCUCUUGGGACCAGGCUAUUCUCCAGCCUCCUGUGUGUGAUGCCUGGAAGGAGAUUAUGGAGGAAGCAGCCUACCAGCUGGCCAGCUGCAUUGUCCUCCUGGGUUACAUGGGGGGAAGUGGCAUCUUUGGGUCCCUCUAUAUAUUUGGCCUCCUGGCCCCAGGCUACUUCUGCUAUGCUCUGUGGGGCUGGCUGAGCGCUUGUGGGCUGGAUAUCUUCAUCUGGAACAUGCUGCUGGUCCUCGCCUGCUUGCUUCAGCUGGCUCACCUGGCUUACCGGCUCCGCAGAAACACCAUCCCAGAAGAGUUUGACCUCCUCUACAAGACCAUGUACCUGCCCUUGCAGGUGCCCCUGGAAGUCUACAAAGAAAUCGUGAAGUGCUGUGAAGAGCAGGUGCAGUCGCUAGUCAGAGACCAGAAUUAUGCGGUGGAGGGCAAGACGCCCAUUGACCGCCUCUCGUUGCUGCUGUCGGGCAGGAUCCGAGUGUGCCAGGAUGGACAAUUCCUUCAUUACGUCUUUCCAUACCAGUUCCUGGACUCUCCAGAAUGGGAGUCACUGCGACCCUCUGAGGAAGGAACUUUCCAGGUCACGCUGACAGCCGAGACUGACUGCAGCUACAUCACCUGGCCGAGGAAGAAACUGUACCUCCUCCUGAGGAAGGACCGCUACAUCGCCCGGCUCUUCUCCUCCCAUCUGGGCUAUGACAUCUCGGAGAAGCUCUACUCCCUCAACGAGAAGCUCUUCGCCAAGUUUGGCCUCCGCUUCGACAUCCGCUUGCCCAGCCUCUACCAUGUCCUUGGGCCAGCCUCCUCCGAGGGGGAGUCGGAGGACUGUGAGGAGCUGAUGCCCAGCUCUGGCCAGGCCAGCGUCUCUGAGCCACCGCCACAGCCGCCGCCACCGCCACCGCCAGCUCCACGCCCCCGGGCAUCCCGGCCCGACAGUGACCUGCUGGCCUCUGAAAACCAUCUCCAGAGUUCUCACCCUCUCUGCAAAGGACGAGCCCCUCUGGCUCCCACUCAGACCCCCGAACUCUAGGGAACAACAGACUGUUUUGAUCCCAAAGCCCCUCCAAGGGAGCAGAUGCUCACACAGGUUUUUGACCAGAGACACUCUUUAGCAUGCAGAGACAUCUGCCAGCAGAUAUCUACACUCAGGAGCACAUGAAGCACAUGCUUAAGACUGCAGUGUGACACUCCAGCACCUCUCACCCCAUGGCUGUUCACCAGAGCUGCCUUCCCCAGCCUGCUUCCACGGUUUGUUUUCAAGUCCUGCCUCUCUGAGGUUGUCAGCAGCUCUGCCACCAAAGUGCACCAAUAUCCUGCGAGCAAUACAAGCCUGCUUGCAGAAUCUGUGUUCCCUUUGAUUCAAUGAUUCCCAUUAAAGUCAGAGAUGAAACUA